Gallus gallus (chicken) is the source of this 9212-nucleotide messenger RNA. It is a transcript of the gene HOXB6, whose product is annotated as homeobox B6. Gene Ontology annotation, biological process: regulation of transcription by RNA polymerase II; anterior/posterior pattern specification. Gene Ontology annotation, molecular function: DNA-binding transcription factor activity, RNA polymerase II-specific; RNA polymerase II cis-regulatory region sequence-specific DNA binding. The transcript is spliced from 2 exons. The coding region runs from base 7653 to 8330 and encodes 225 amino acids. The record is from RefSeq and is a predicted model, not a curated record. Gene Ontology annotation, cellular component: nucleus. NCBI's taxonomy places the organism in Eukaryota, Metazoa, Chordata, Aves, Galliformes, Phasianidae.
ACCAUUCUUCUGUCCGCUGCACCUUGGGUCGGAUCAGUGUCCUCUAUAGGGCUCUCUCCUCUUUACAUUUUUUUACUUUUGUGUAUAGGCUCGAUAGGUCUAAACCAGGGGAGAGGGGAGGGGGGACGCCUAUGCACACAUCCACACGCACACAUAGGCACUCACAUCCGCACAUACACACGUAGAAAAAGAGGGUUUUUUUUUUUUUCCUUUUUAAAUUUUUUUUUAUUUUUGUUUUUUUUAAUUCCUCUGUUAAUUUGCCUGCCGAUUUGGAAUCUCAGUAGUAAUGGAGGGACAGUGGAGAUUCUGGACGGAGUGGUGGCUAUCAUUUUUCAAAGAGGGAAGUUACUCCAUUUUCUAUGCAAAUGACAGAAAUGCAAGAAGCUAUCACAAGUCAGAGAGGCAAUCGACGGCUAUCAGGUUGGGACAAUAUUUGUCAGCUAACAGAUAAGCAAACGCUGUCUCUCUCUCCCUAUAUAUUUUGCUUAUACCACAGAAAUGGACGUCAAAAGGUAAGGAAAUAAUACCUGUUUCUCUUAAUUUAUUUAUUUUUCUUUGAGAAAAUGCAUUUGUUAAGCUGCUUUUUUUUCUGUUCCAUUCCCCAUCUCCCUCUCCUCCCCUACCCAAGGGGGGGAAAUAGACAGAAAAGGGUGGAGUGAUGAAAAAGGGAGAAAUCACGGCUGGUGGAAAUGUGUUUUAGUGAAUAUUAAUCCGAAAGAUUGUAGGAUACGGUGAGAAAAAAAGAGAAAAGGGGAGAAAAAGGGAAUGAGGAAGAAAUAAGGGAGACAGGGAAAAAAGAAAGAAAGGGUGAUAGAAAAAGGAAGAGAGAUUGAGAAAAGGAAAGACAAAGAGAGAGAGGACUGAAAGAAAGAAAGAAAGAAAGAAAGAAAGAAAGAAAGAAAGAAAGAAAGAAAGAAAGAAAGAAAGAGAAAGAAAGAAAGAAAGAAAGAAAGAAAGAAAGAAAGAAAGAAAGAAAGAAAGAAAGAAAGAAAGAAAGAAAGAAAGAAAGAAAGAAAGAAAGAAAGAAAGAAAGAAAGAAAGGAGAAAGGGAGGGAGGAAAGAAAGAAGGAAAGAGAGAGAGGAAAAAAGAAAGAAGGAAAGAGCGAAAGAAAGAAAAGGAGAGAAAGAAAUAGAGUAAGAAAGAAGGAAAAGGAAAGAAAGACGUGGAAUAAGAAGGAAGGAUAAAGCCUGUAAGGUCACCUGGCGAUGGUAGGCUUGGAAUGAAGGAUUUUGCAGUAGCUCGGUGAUGUGGCUUUUAGAUACUGCCUUUAAAAAAUUACCAGCCCCUUUGUGGGUAGUUGUGGUGUUUUAUUUUAUCCCCCUCGCAGAAUCUCGUGCCAGUUUGCCUGUCUUCAGGCGAGCCCAGUAAUUUGGCGAAGUUUGUGUGGAAGCCAGUUGGGUUUUGCGUUGCUCUCCAGGGUCAUUAUGAUGUGGGUGGUUUCUUCGAAGAGGGCAUUUCACGGUAGUCCUCGAAAAUACGGUUCUGGAAAUUAGUUUAAAAAAAUGGAGAGGGAAAAAAAAUGAAAAGAGAAAAAAUAAUAAGAAGAAGAACGAAGCCAACCCAAAACGCUGUGCACUCAUUGUGUCGUGUUGUGGUUUCUUUUCUUUCCUUUUUUUUUCCCCCUCGUGAAACUCCCAAAUGAAGCUGACGUUGCAGCGCAAUAAACCUCCUCGUAUUUAAUUGCGUUUUGCAGUGUUAACGGGUCUUUAUGGCUUUCCAUGCCGGAAUACCGGGUAGGGUUUCAGCCUCACGUUGUGUUGGUCCUUUCCCACAGCUUGCGGCCAGGUUUUGUGCAAAUCCCCCCGCUGUUCCCCCUCCGUGCUGUCUGAUUCCCUAACGUUGCCUUAAGGGUAAUAAUUGUCCGGAGAUGCGCGUCAUUUUGAAUGUGAUUUUCAUUUUUUCCAGCUUUCGGGUGGUUGAAUGUAGUACUAAUUGACUCUGUUACAAGGCGCUUUUUAAAUAAGAUGCUGUAGGAGCCUGUGUGUGUGCAACGAGAUUAAGAUGAGAUUCAUUACUUAAGCAUAAACCGUUUUAUGACGUGACGAUUUAUCUUCUCUAACUUGACUGUGCCGGAAUAUCGCGUGGAUAAGAGUAAAUGAUUGCAAGCCGUGGAAAUAAUCAACAGAAAGACAAUCUUUAACAGCUAUUUAUUCCCAAACCUGUUACAUUUUUUUCAUAAAUCACGAUGGGGGGAAGCUAAUGCUAGUUCACUGCCUGUUAUCCCUUAGAUCUAGGUCUCUCCGCACUCGUUUUCUUGCUCUUUUUAAAUCUCCUCAACGCAAUAAAUAAUAAUAAUACGAACAAUUUAUUAACCUUCCUCCAAAUCCCUUUUAUGCCGAUCCUUCCACACCCUCCGUGGGCAACCACUUGUGGGAUCUCUCACCUCGGGGCGGGCAGCGAGAUUUAACCCUCGGCCCACGCGUGCCCCUGGGUGGGGGGUCCCCGCCGUUCCCUUCUUUGGCAGCCUCCCUGCGCUUUCAUCGAUGGAAAUAAAACGCGGUGGAGGAGAAGGGAGGCAGCUCCCCGCCGUGCCGUCCCCCCGGUGCCGCCGCCGCGCCGCGGGGCUCGCCCAUUCCCCGCCGUCUGCUGCCAUCUACCGUCGGCGGCGGCGGCCGGCGCUCCCCGGGGGCUCCCGCAGUGCCCUGUGGGGCGGGGGGCGAGGAGGUGGGGGGCGGAGGGGUGGGAGUGAGGAGGGGACAGCCCGGAUCCCGUCCUCUGUGCCCCACGGCAAGGCCCGGCUCCGAGCUACUAGGGGUUUCCUAUGGCGUUUUGCACCCCCGAGGCCUUGUGUUCUGCUUGGGGGAUGCGGGGGGUGCUUCUAGCUCCGUGCGUAGCCUGAAAGCGUCUGAACGUAAAUAUAUGGGAUGUAUGUAUGUAUGUAAAUAGAUCACCUACAAUGAGAUCUACUUGCACCCCGUAUGUCCAUAUGUUGAGCUGUGCCUACUCCGAUGCGUGACGGCUGUGUGCAUGCAACUGUGUGUCUGUUCCUUGCCAUGUGUGCAGAGAUUUAUCAUAAAUACAUACACAUAUACGUAUACACACACAAAAGCUCGCAUCUAUCUAUCUGUAUACACACAUGGAAGACGAAAGAUAGCUGGUUGUUUGCAGAGCAGGAGCACAAGCGGAGAUCUUGUGAAAUGAGCUCCAGUAAUGACGUGCGAGGCGCAGGCGAGGUGGGAUUUGAGCUAAUCAUAAAAGGCAGAGGGGCUUUUAUUUAUUUAUUGCUUCCAGUGGUCAUUUCGGUGGGGUCUGGAAAAGAUAUGUCAAGUCGUGUACACAGAAUGGUGGUGGUUGCUGGGGAAGGAGCAGAGAGUAAAGGCAGACGACGAAUCACUUUUAAGUUACUGCGGGCUUUGAAGGGACAAUGCGUGCCUGUUAUUUUAAAAGGUUUCUCUCUCUCUCCCUCCCUCUCUCUCUCCUUCUCCCUCUCGUUUUCUCCUUCUACCACGCAGUUUCCUGGCAACUGUUUACGUCUGGACUGGUGACAUUUUCUCUAAGAAAGUGAGAUGAUCGGUGCCUAUGUUAAAAAAAAAAAAAAAAAGAGGGGAGGGAAUGGGGGGGGGGUUGGAAAGUUUCUCUCUUUUGACCCGAAACAGCCGUGAUUAAACCGUUCCAUGCUGUAAUUCCCAACACCCCGCAGCACUCGCCUUACGCCCUGCACGAUACGCGUCGGCUUUUGCCUUCCUCUGCUCACCGAUAUUCCUUCCACCCUUCCCUCUCCCUCAGGGUUUGCUUUCGCCUGGGUGCGAUGUGACCACCUCAAUGUCCUCCCCCCCCUCCCCCUCCCUCCCCCCCCCCCCCCCCUUUUUUUUUUUUUUGUUAAUAAUUAGCCUCACUCUUUAAUGGAACAAUGGUAGAUUAUUAUUGCUUCUUUUCAAAGAUCCCAUUAACAAGGUUAUUACGCACCGCACGGGAAGUCAGGUAAAUUAAACUUAAAUUGCUGGGAAUUCAGUUUUAGGCGGUUAUGCGUUGGGAGAGGGAGUAUUUUUUUUACACCUUCAGGGGUCAUUGUUUUAAACACGGCAACAGCGGAGCACAGAGGACUUCUGUCGGGUUUCCCCCCGAUGUGAUUUGGCUGUGGCUGAGCAUUACAGAGAGGCUGCUCUGCUGCCAACUGCUUUCUAUGUCUGACUCCAGGAACAAGGGUUUUUUUUCAAGUGUUUUCGUGGUGUUUGCUUGACUUUAUGGCUGCAAUAAGUCCCUGGGUAGGGAAACCCCCGCUGUGUUCUCACUUCAGAAGGAUCGGGAAUUCCAGCUCCACAUGAAAAAAGAGUUUCAUUUUUUAUUGGAACCAACUGCACUGAACUUUCCACCAAGUUCUUAGCCGGUUUAACUCUCGCACAAGAAAUGCUCUGUUCUGUUUGCAUUUCGAAAUAUUUGGGUGUUGUUUUAAUCCCCUCAUCUAUCUGCCUCCCUCUGCUUUGUGGGGAUGACGUUUGCUGGCCAGAAAAGCGAAGCAACAGAAAAGUGGGACCUUCCUGGGCAGAUAGCCGUGAUUGUGCGUACUGUAAAUCCGUCCCUUUAUCUUUAUUGAUGCCCUGCCAGCUGAGUGAUGUCAGUCAGAGAGCAAAGACGGGUUCCCAGCGCUCAGUGAAACGCUCUCUACCACCUUCUGGCGUCUCCUGCGACUUCCCCGCUUUAUUGCCCCUUCUCUGAGCCUGUUUUUAAGGAGAUGAGGCCAAAGGCUGAAUAAAGAUAUGCCAAUGGGCACUGUCAGAGGGAGACCUAACUUAUGGGCUACUGUACGAGCUUGCUGCUGAGUCCUUUAUGUUCUGUGUCUGUGUCCCUCCCGGCUUGGCUGGCGCUGGAGGCGGCCGAAGAAAAGAGAUUCGCGAAAUCGGUCUCAGAUUUAUAUCGGGAAAGGCAGGAGAGUGUCUGCGAAGCGGCCGUGCCCAUAAGCCACCGUCCAUCCAUUUAUUUAUUCAGCCCUUUAUUUUGGCAAAGCCAUUUACAUGGGAAUAGAAACCACCUCCGUGCCGAAGGUACGGUUCUCUAAGAUACAGCAUAGUGUAAGGUCCCCCCUCGUGUUCGCAUGCAUUUUAGGUGGCAAACCAAUUAUUCCUCGGGCCGGACCCUUCGGAAGAUGAACACUGUGACACUCUUUCUGGUUUUGGGUAUAUAGGUAUUUCAGUUUGUCCUCUCUUCUCCUUUUUCUCCCCAAAUAACCAUCCGCAGGGCCAAGAGAAGCUUCAUUUCGUCUAUAGAGCAUCUAAAAUGUCAGCAAUAAGCAAUUCGCAAGUGGCCAGUUGCAAUGCAUUUUGUUUUCUUAUAUAAUGCCCACUUAUAAACUGCCCUAAAAUCCUUCUUCAGCCAUACGUGCACAAUAUGAGCAGUAUUUUACUACGGUAAAUCCGAGGGGGGGGUGAGGGGGGGUGGGGGGACGAAGGGAGAGGGAGGCGAGGGGGUGUCCAAACUAUUUCGAGGCAUUUAUUCGCAGAGCAACCGUGAGAACUGAGAGCAAACAUUAUAGCAAACAUUUCAGCAGAUGUACUCACGCACUGAAUUAUCAGGACAUCCCAUUUCUUAGCCCAGAAUUUGCAUGCGGAGCCGGUCGUGCCAGACAGUCGAUGUUUUGGUAGCGCUAUCAAUAUUGCGUAACUCUAAUCAAAUGUAGGAGCGGUGCGGCUCCUGCAAAGCUGUGAACUUCAGGCUCUCACCCGAUGCUUUUUUCUCCUCGUUCUUCUCCGGCCAUCGUUCCCUUUCAGUCCCAUAUUUGUUUUCCUCGCAUACCAAUAAAGCCGAUCUACGUAAGUUUGGGUCCACGCCAUGCACCGAGGGAAACUCUGCAAGAACAAAUAUAGGAGAUAUCAGUCAGAGAGUGGGGUGGAGGAUGGAAAACUACUUCCUUUGCGUGUAAUUUCCUUGAAUUAUAAGGAUUACGUUUCAGACGAAAUGUUCAUCGCAGCCAUGGCAUGAAACAAUCUUGGCUUUGCUCCUGUAAAUACGAUGUUUAAAAUAAAUUAGCUCGUAAUAAGAUACGACUUUCGUAGAUGCUUAAAGCUCCGUCAGAGAGAGCCGAGUUGGCAGCUGUACAGUGAGCAUGUAAUGUAUGUAAUUCUAGAUCUGUAGCACACACGGCCGCAGAUCCAGACACAGAGGAGUGCGUGUGAUAACGUGUGUCAUUUCACCGCGUGUAAGAACCGACAGACAGAUGGUUACAAAUUCGGAUGGGGAAAGAAGUCCUUCAUACGAUGCGAUCAGUGGCACUUCCGUAUUUCAUUACUAUUAUUCUUAUCGUUAUUAUCUUUUUGUUUUGUUUUGUUUUCUGUAAGGUCUCUCCGGCUUUUCACGUUUGAUAAGGGGGAGCAAACCGAGGUGGGGGGGGGGGUGUCAGGGGGGGGACGCACCAGGUAUUGCAGAGCGCAUCCCCGGCGACAAAAUCCGGAGGGGGACAGGGGGGGAAAAAGGGAUGAAUGUAUCCAUAAAGGAAAGAGGCGACCCCCAAGAGCAAAGUGUGGCUUUUAGGGGCUUCCAGCGUUUGAAGUUGGCAAAAAGAAAGAGGCGUUUUGCAGCGGGGACGGACUCGGAGAGCUGCGAACCGCGGGGUCUCCGAGGCAGAACCCCUCCGCACCACCGCUUUCCUCUCGUAAAACAAUCCCGAUCGGUGACGAUCAAUAAACUCCGCUUCUGAGCGUAACUCAGAGCUCCCUUUUGGCCAUAAAAGGUCGGGCGUGGAUUUGGUAUUAACAAAAAAACGCAAGAGGGCACAAUGCGGUACGGGACCGGGAGCAGAUCGGGAUUUUGCAAAGGAUAAAAGAAAUACUUCGAUUUUCCAUUCAUCUCCCCCAAGAUAUGGCUUUUGCAGGAAAAGAAACGAAAAGGACCCCAAAGGCGAGAAGCGAAGGUUUGGGUGAACGGAGCGCAGCUCUCUUUAACAGACGAUGCAAAUCUAUGGUAAUGAGCUAAAGAAUGGACCGCAAUAAGCUGUCAGCAUUUAUUUGCUCCCUUAUCGGAAAUCUGAGUUAAUCAAAGCGGCGGGAUCUGCUCCCUGCGAAGUUCGCCCACCCGAACGCCAAACUUUUUCUUUUUAUCUUUCCUUUAACGGCAGAGAAGCGCUCAGCUAUUUUCGGACGGCUCGCUGGCAACAGGGGUUAAAGUUUUCCGAAUGCAAACAAUUAACUUCUCCCCCCUCUCCCCCCCCCCUUCCUCCCCCCCCCCAUCACAACCACCCCCCCGGACCAGGUAUUUGUAUGCGUUAUGUGUGUGAAUACAUCCGCGUGCACACCGUCAUCCGCACACACCGGCUCUCACUCCCCGGUGCUGAAGUGGAGGGGGGGGAAGGGAGGGGGUGGCGGUUUAUUUAUUUCUGAAGCUCUGAGCGCGCCGGGAACGCUUCUUUCCGCAGAUAUUAUAUAUUUGGUUAAGGGGGUGCAUUUCUGCUGUUUAAAAGGGAGGGAAAAGGGGGUGGAUGGUUUGUUCUUGGGGUCCCUGGUGCAAUCUCAGCUCCUCAUGGGUGCUAUUUUGCAACCUCAGGCGCCUGCUAUUGGUCAGCCCAUGAUCAGAUGGUUGUAUUUCCUUGUGUCCCUCGCUGGCACCACGCCAUCUCCCUUCAGCUAAAACCCAAUCUCCGAUAUACUACUAAUAGCUAAACCACUUGGACUAUAAAACACAACAAAUCAUAAAGCCGGGAAAGGACGGCAGGCUCCUUCCAAUGAGUUCUUAUUUUGUCAACUCGACCUUCCCGGUGAGUCUGGCGGCGGGGCAGGAGCCCUUCCUGGGACAGAUCCCGUUAUAUCCCUCGGGCUAUGCGGAUCCUUUGAGGCACUACCCCAGCACCUAUGGAGCCACGGGAGUCCAGGAGAAGGGCUAUGCCUCCUCUCCCUACUACCAGCAAAGCAACGGAGCCUACAGCCGCAGCUCCGCCUGUGACUAUGGGGCCGGCGGCUUUUUCAGGGAGAAGGACCCUGCGUGCCCCCCCCCCAACCUGGACGAGGUCCCCUUCGCCCCCGAGCCGCGCAAGUCGGACUGCGCGCAGAGCAAAACUGUGUUCGGAGAGAGCGAGGAGCAAAAGUGUUCCGCCCCGGUUUACCCCUGGAUGCAGCGGAUGAACUCUUGCAAUAGUGUCACAGGUUCCUCCUUCGGGCCCAGCGGCCGCAGAGGCCGUCAGACGUACACCCGUUACCAAACCCUGGAGCUGGAGAAGGAAUUCCACUUCAACCGCUACCUGACCCGGCGCCGGCGGAUCGAGAUCGCCCACUCGCUCUGUCUGACGGAACGGCAGAUCAAGAUCUGGUUCCAGAACCGUCGGAUGAAGUGGAAAAAAGAGAACAAACUGCUCAGCUCCUCGCAGCUGAGCGCGGAGGAGGAGGAGGAGAAAACGGCGGAGUGAAAGGAGCGUUUAAAAAGAAAGGAGAGAGGGAGUGAGUGGGUGCGUGUGAGAGCCAGGAGGAUGAGGGUGGUGUGGGCUGGCUGCGAGGAAGGGAAAACGCGCACAUUGGUGGGACGAGAGCUCUGCGGAGACGGCGACAGCAACAGAAAAGUUUGGGCCACCAAUGCCAUGGACUCGUGUUCCCAAUAUCUGUCGUGUCCAGAACAAAAAAAUCAGGCUUCUAGUUGCGUUUUUUUUUUCUUCCUAGACUUCCCUCCCCAUCCAACCCCCCCCCCCCCUUUCCCCCCAUCCCCUAUGGAAUAAAAUAAUAAUAAUAAUAAAAAGUGAAGAGAGAGAGAGAGAGAAGGGAGAAAAGGGAAAAAGUGAGAGGGAAAGGGAAAAAAAAGACAAAAAAAAAAAAAAAAAAGGACUCCUACCCGUGUUUCUACCCUUGGUGUCACUGUUAGUAAUCUGCUAACUCUGUAUUUAAUGGAAGUGCUGCAAUAUAUGUCAUUCGGGGUGUUUAUUGUCUUAAUUUUGUAAAGAAAUGUUUCCUGCACGGUUUACAUAGGGGUUUUUGGUUGGGUUUUGGGUUUUUUUUUCUCCUCAACUUCCCCCCCUCCACCCCCCCUUCCUUUGGUAAAUUAAUCAAGCCCUGAGGUCUCGUAACGAGUUUAUCUUUUAUUUUUCCUUUUAUUUUUCUUUUCUUUUUAAAGAAAAACCUACUGAAAGAACGAGUACUACCUAUAGGGAUACAAAAGCAACAACAGGGAAAAAAAAAACCCACAAAAAAAAAAUAGAAGAAGAAGUUCUAUUUUAUUAAUUUUUUGUACGUGUUGUGUUUGGAGUUUGUCUUAGGUAUGAACAUGGAAUUCUCUAAUAAAAACAAAGUCUUCGAUCUCA